Poecile atricapillus (Black-capped chickadee) is the source of this 13713-nucleotide messenger RNA. It is a transcript of the gene VPS13D, whose product is annotated as vacuolar protein sorting 13 homolog D. Gene Ontology annotation, cellular component: extrinsic component of membrane. The transcript is spliced from 69 exons. Gene Ontology annotation, molecular function: protein binding. NCBI's taxonomy places the organism in Eukaryota, Metazoa, Chordata, Aves, Passeriformes, Paridae. The record is from RefSeq and is a predicted model, not a curated record. Gene Ontology annotation, biological process: protein retention in Golgi apparatus; protein targeting to vacuole; mitochondrion organization. The coding region runs from base 183 to 13283 and encodes 4366 amino acids.
CGCCCUCAGGGGGCGGUGCCGCCGCCCCAUCGAUCACUCGGCGCUCCCGCACUCGGGCGCGCCCCCGCGACCGCCCGGCGCGCGCCCGCCGCUCCCCGCUCGCAGCGCAGACUGAGACUAAUUAUGGAAGAGAAAUCCAGAAAAUGACAGAAAAGCAUUAAUUUUCCUCUUCUAGGACAGUCAUGUUGGAAGGAUUGGUAGCCUGGGUCCUCAACACCUACCUGGGCAAAUAUGUCAAUAACCUGAAUACAGACCAGCUUUCAGUGGCACUUCUAAAGGGUGCUGUUGAAUUGGAAAACUUGCCACUAAAAAAAGAUGCCUUAAAGGAGCUGGAAUUACCAUUUGAAGUAAAGGCAGGUUUCAUUGGCAAAAUAACACUACAGAUCCCUUUUUAUCGUCCACAUGUGGAUCCAUGGGUGAUAUCUGUCUCAAAAUUGCACUUAAUUGGUGCACCAGAAAAAACACAAGAGUUUGAUGAGGAAAGGGAAAAGUUGCAAGAAAGGGAACACAAGAAAGCCCUUCUGCUGGCACUUGAAGAAAAAUGGAAGAAAGAACAACAACAGAAAGGGGAGUCUUACUGGUACUCAGUUACUGCAUCUGUAGUCACAAGAAUUGUGGAAAACAUCGAAUUGAAAAUCCAGGAUGUGCAUUUGAGGUUUGAAGAUGGUGUCACAAAUCCCUCGCAGCCGUUUGCAUUUGGCAUCUGCAUCAAAAAUGUCUCAAUGCAAAAUGCAGUGUUUGAACCAGUGGAGAAGCUGAUGCGGAAAAAACAGUUGGAUGUUGCUGAUUUCAGUGUUUAUUGGGAUACCAGUUGCACUUUACUGGGUGACCUGCCUCCUGGUCAGCUACAGGAAGCAAUGGAUAGAAGUAUGGAAAGUCGUGAUCAUAAUUACAUCAUGGAGCCUGUCUGCACUUCUGCUCUCCUCAAGAGGAAUUGUUCUAAGGAGCCUUUAAGAUCCCGGCAUACUCCACGGCUGGAAUGUGACAUUCAGCUCGAGACGAUACCCCUGAAGCUUUCCCAGAUGCAGUAUCAGCAGAUCAUGGGAUUUUUAAAGGAAUUGGCUAGAAAGGAACGACAGCUUAAAUUCAGGAAGUGGAAACCAAAGGUUGCAGUAACAGAGAACUGCCGGGAGUGGUGGAUCUUUGCUCUGAAUGCAAAUCUUUCGGAGAUCAGGGAGCAGAGGCAGCGUUCCACGUGGGCGUUCGCACUGCGUCGGGCCCGGGAUGCCGUGUCCUACACAGACUUGUACUACAGCAAGCUGAAGGGGGAACCACUGUCUGCUGCAGACCAGGCAGAAAUGCAUCGUAUUGAGGAUGAGCAGACUUAUGAAGAGUUGAAGGUUCUGUAUGAGAUAGUUCAUAAUAAAUUUCAUGACUUAGCUGAGAGCGUUAAAGAGCCCUUGCCUGAUUCCAUUGGAGGUUCCUGUCCGGCAGAACCUGCCCAGAGCAGCAGCUCUGGGAUGCUGCAGUACCUGCAGUCGUGGUUUCCUGGCUGGGGAGGUUGGUAUGGAUAUGCUCAGCAGACAUAUGAAGGUGAACCUUUUGAGGGGCUGCUGCCAGACGCGAAGGAGCAGUGGAAUCCCGAAGACAUUCUGGGUACGGAUGAUUUUUUUGAUCCUGCUGCAGAUGCUUCCAGCAUGAAUACUUUUACCAAGAGAGAUCAUGUUUUUGCUAAAUUAAAUCUACAGCUGCAGGGUGGUUCUUUCACUCUCUUGCAUAGGAAGAAAAAGAUACUGUGUGCAGAAGAGACUGCUUUUAUGCAGCUGGAGUUUUCAGGUGUAAAGAUCUUGGCAGAAUCCCUUCCUCGCAGAAAGUCUUCCCUUCUCAAAGUUCAGCUUGGUGGUCUUUUCCUGAGGGAUUUGGCAACAGAAAGGACCAUAUUUCCUGUUCUUGUUUUCCCAAACCCUCAAAAAGAGGUUGGCUGCAUGUCUUCCUUUGGACUCCAAAGUUUGUCCUCAGAAAUGACUAAUCAGAACACUGUUGCAGAUCCUGAUGCCCCAGUAUUUGAGAUGCUUUAUGAAAGAAAUCCCAUUCACAGCACUUUUGAGAGGCGCCUGGAAGUCAGUACCAGACCUCUAAAUAUUAUUUACAAUCCACAAGCCAUUAAGAAAGUAGCUGACUUCUUCUACAAGGGAAGGGUUCAUACCUCAGGUUUUGGUUAUCAGUCUGAGUUAGAGGCAAGAGUGGCUGAAGCUGCCAGAAGACAGUACAACAAGCUGAAAAUGCAGACAAAAGCUGAAAUCAGACAAACCAUCGAUCGUUUAUUAGUUGGAGACUUCAUUGAAAACAGCAAAAGCUGGACUGUGUGCCUUGAUAUCUCUGCCCCUCAGGUGAUCUUUCCUGAUGAUUUCAAAUUUGCAGAUCCUGUGUUAGUUGUUGUAGAUCUGGGAAGAAUGCUACUCACAAAUUCUCAAGAAGACUCUAAGAGGAGUGCAAGUGCCAUUUCUUCAGAAGUCAAUGAACUGAGUGAUGAGGAAUAUAAAACACCUCUUGCAACUCCUCCCAAUACUCCACCACCAGAAUCCAACACCAAUAGUGGCAUCAAAAUGCCCGAAUUUACUGGAGUAGAAAUAAGUGAAGAGCAGCUACAGGCACACUUAAUGAGUAAAAAAAUGUAUGAAAGAUACACUCUUUCAUUUAUGGACCUUCAGAUCAUGGUGGGCCAUGUGAAAGACAACUGGAAGCACGUUCAGGAUAGUGAUGUGGGUCCAACACAUGUGGUAGAAAAAUUCAAUGUUCACCUGCAGCUGGAGCGCAGACUGAUAUACACAUCUGACCCAAAAUACCCAGGAGCUGUCUUGUCUGGCAACCUGCCAGACUUGAAAAUUCACAUCAAUGAAGACAAAAUCCUGGCUCUGAAGAACUGUUUGUCACAGCUGAGUACAUCUGAAGCUAAGUCUUCAGAUGCCCUACAUUUAGGGAAAGACAAGAUUUUUGCAGAGGUAGACCAGUUUGGCAGUUUGCAUGAUUCUGUAAUGAAUCUAACACAGAGUGUUGUCAUGCUCGAGCAGCACACCCGGGAGGUUCUUGUUGAGUCCCAGCUGCUUUUGGCUGAGUUCAAAGUAAACUGUAUGCAGUUGGGUGUUGAGAGUAAUGGGCGAUACAUCUCUGUGCUCAAGGUUUUUGGCACCAAUGCCCAUUUUGUGAAAAGGCCUUAUGAUGCAGAGGUGUCCCUGACUGUCCAUGGGCUGUUGCUGGUUGAUACUAUGCAAACAUACGGAACAGAUUUUGAUCUUUUGAUGGCUUCUCAUAAGAACUUGAGCUUUGAUGUGCCAACAGGAAGCCUUCGAGACAGCAGGGCUCAGUCCCCAGUUUCUGGACCACAUGAUGCACAUCCCAUUGGUGGUGCUGGUUUGGCAGAGAGAUGCACUACAGCCUCCAACACCUCACCUGGUAACAAUGGAAAAGAUCAAGAGUCCUUGAUAAAAUUGGAGUAUCAGUUUGUGAGUGCAGAAUGCCCAUCAAUGAACUUGGAUAGCAGUCUGCAGGUGAUCUCUGUACAGGUGAACAACCUGGAUAUCAUCCUUAACCCAGAGACUAUUGUUGAACUGAUUGGGUUUCUCCAGAAAUCUUUCCCCAAGGAGAAAGAAGAUUCUAGUCCUCAGCCUUUAACAACUGACAUGGAGAGAGAUUGGAGGGAACAGGAAACAUUCCAGUCUACUUAUGCACAGAACACAGAGGUAGCAGUUGAUAUUCACUGGUUAAAUGUACUCCUCCUCAGGACAGUUGGCAUGACAAAUGGAGAAAAAUAUGGCAGAAAAAUUGCAACAGCCAGUAUUGGUGGCACCAAAGUCAAUGUCUCCAUGUGUAGUAAACUGGAUGUGAAUGGCUCUCUUGGGUGCCUUCACCUUAUGGAUCUGACCCAAGACAAUGUAAAGAACCAGUAUGUGGUGAGCAUAGGGAACACAGGGCGGUAUGAAAAUCUCAUUGGCGAUGGAAAUUUCUUUGAAUCUUUAUUCUUUAGGCUUGAUGAUGGAAAUAGCCUUCCAGAUGCUUUAAGUUUCAUUUUCACAGAAAAGUCGAAAGAGGAGUGUUCUCUCAACCUCAAAAUGGCCUCCUUGCACUACAACCACUCAGCCAAAUUUUUGAAAGAACUGUCUUUGUCCAUGGAUGAGCUGGAAGAGAAUUUCCGCAGCAUGUUGAAAAGUGCAGCUUCGAAAGUUACAACAGUCUUGGCAACUAAAACUGCUGAAUACAGUGAAAUGGUUUCUUUGUUUGAUACCACACCACGAUCAAGAGAUGUUGCCAGUGCAGAAGAUAACGAAGGCGAUGCAUUUGGAUCACAGUCCCUCAAAGCUGAUACUAUCAAGCUUAUAUUAAAUGUAAACAUUGAAUCCCCAAUUGUCUCCAUACCUCGAAAGCCCGGUAGCUCUGAGCUGCUUGUAGGUCAUCUAGGACAAAUAUCUAUUCAGAAUUUUGUACCAGGAGAAGAUGAGUCUACAAGUGAUAGGCUGCAAGUUGAAAUUAAAGAUAUUAAGAUGUAUUCAUUAAAUAGUAGUCAAUUUACAAACAAGAAGGAGCCUGCAAGUGAGAUACCCCAUGGGCCACAUUCUUCAUCAGGUUCUGCCAGCAUUAACAGCCAGGAAGAAUCUCAUUUUACUCGUCAUGAUUUCUUUGAAUCACUACACAAAGGCCAUGCUUUCCACAUUCUGAAUAACACCACCAUCCAGUUUGAAUUGGAAAAGAUACCACUAGAGAAAGAUUUGUAUUUAACGUUUCCUCUGUGUAAUGAAGACUUUGAAAUAUCAAGCAUUAUGAAGAUUGAAGGGAAAUUUGUGAAUCCUCUUCAGGUGGUGUUAGCAAAACAUGUGUAUGAACAAGUCCUUCAGACUCUGGAUAAUUUAAUUUACAGUGAAGACUUGAACAAAUUUUCAACCACUUCUGUAUCUCCAACUGGUCUUAGUUCUCCUUCAGCAUCACUUCACAGUACAAGCACAGACUUCUUGAGUGAACGGAAGGAAAAUGGCUUAUUCAGCCACUCUAGUUUUAAUUCUGUUCCAAACAAGCCCUUAGCUAUCAGGGAAACAAAAUCUUUUACUCAAAUUCAAGCAAACUUCCACAUCUCAGAGCUCCAGGUCCAGUUAAGUGGUGAUCUCACACUUGGGGCACAAGGGCUUGUCAGCCUUAAGUUUCAGGAUUUUGAUGUUGAGUUUGCCAAAGAUCACCCUCAAACCUUGUCCAUUCAGAUUGCCUUACGUUCCCUGCUGAUGGAAGAUCUCCUGGAAAAGAAACCAGACUCUAAAUAUAAGAACCUCAUGGUGUCCCGUGGAGCACCCAAACCAUCCAGUUUAGCACAUAAGGAAUAUCUUUCACAGUCCUGUCCCUUAGUAUCCAAUGCAGAAUAUCCAGAUAUGCCACGUUCCCUCCCUUCCCAUAUGGAAGAAGCACCUAAUGUCUUUCAGCUCUACCAAAGACCAGUUUGUGCCUCCCGUAAGAAGCAAAAAGAAGAUGCUGAUUCUGAGUAUCCUCUGACUCCACCUCCUUCUCCAUCAGGAGACAGAUCCAAGUUGCCCUGUGGAAAAAGUAACUUUGAUGAUUCAUUAGUUCAUAUCAAUAUAUUCCUAGUGGAUAGGAAACAUCCUGAAUUUUCUUCUCGCUAUAGCAAAAUUAACCGUAGUGUAGAUGUUGAUUUCAAUUGUCUAGAUGUGUUAAUAACUUUGCAAACUUGGGUAGUGAUACUGGAUUUCUUUGGAAUUGGAUCCACUGCUGAUAACCAUGCCAUGAAGCCUCAGCCUGAAGAUACUCAGCAGACAAUCAAAGCAGAAAUAAAUUCCUUGUCAGCUUCUCAAGCCCAAGAGCCUGUAAACACUAAGCUGGAUCUAAAGGUCCAUUCUUUAUCCUUAGUCCUGAAUAAGACAACCAGUGAGCUUGCUAAAGCCAGUGUGGCAAAACUUGCAGCUCACUUGGAAGUGAUUGAGGGAGAUUUAGCCUUGCAGGGAAGUAUUGGAAGUCUGUCCUUAAGUGAUCUUACAUCUCACGGAGAAUUUUACAGAGAACGUUUCACCACAAGUGGUGAAGAGGCACUCAUUUUUCAGAUCUUUAAGUACGGGAGGCCGGACCCGCUGCUGCAGCGGGAAUGCGACGUCCGCGUGUCCCUGCGGAUGGCUUCUGUCCAGUAUGUGCACACCCAGCGCUUCCAGGCCGAGGUGGUGUCCUUCAUCCAGCACUUCACUCAGCUCCAAGAUGUCUUGGGACGGCAGAGAGCAGCGAUUGAAGGACAAACAGUGAGAGAUAAAGCCCAGCGAGCUUCCCGAGUUCUUCUUGAUAUUGAGGCUGAGGCUCCUGUUCUUCUUAUACCUGAGAGCUCCAAGUCUAACAGUCUUAUUGUUGCUAAUCUGGGAAAACUGAAAGUGAAGAACAAAUUCCUGUUUGCAGGAAUGCCAGGCACCUUUUCAUUAAAGAACAAGGAUUCAGUUCAAUUUUCCUCUCCUAUGGGAACCCCAAAACACAGCAUGAAGAAAACAAGUGCUGAUGAGUCCAAAUUAGCAAUGGAAGGAUUGGUCAUGAAAAAAUCAUCAGGGACAAACAUUCCUAGGCUGAAGAGUGAGCCUGCAGUGAGCACAUCGAGUAAGCAGCCAGGGCAGCCAUCAAAGCUGCCUGUUGCCCCAAACCCUGAGAGCCCAGAGGAUCACAUCUGCCUCUUAGACUGCAUUGUGGUUGAUCUGCAGGACAUGGACAUCUUUGCUGCUGAAAGAUACCAGAGAGAGUAUUCCAAGGCUGUGGAAGACACCAUUGCAGAUUUGAGCUUUCCAUCCUACUUGGUGAGGCAGACAGGAGAGAGCCUGCUGACAGAACCCUUCAGACUGAAGUUAAAAGUAGAGAGAAACUUGGACAAGGAGCUGAGUCACACCGUUGCAGACAUUUCAAUCCAUGGCAACCUGUCCUCAGUGCACUGCUCUCUGGAUCUGAACAAGUACAAACUGAUCCGUGGGCUGCUGGAGAACAACCUCGGGGAGCCCAUCGAGGAGUUCAUGCGCCCUUACGACUUGCAGGAUCCAAGGAUUCUUACAGUUUUGAGUGGAGAAGUGUAUACUUCCAUGUCAUUCCUCAUUGACAUGGUUAAUGUGAGCCUGGAACUGAUGGAUCCAAAGGGAAAAGAUGGAUGCAGCUCUUUAGCCAGGUUUGACUUUAAGAAAUCCAAGUUGCUUUUUGAAAGCUCUUCAAACGGAACAAAGUCUGUAAAUCUGGUCUCUCAUUCCAUGAUGGCCUUUGACACUCGUUAUGCUGGACAGAAAUAUGCUACAGGCCCCCCAAAUGUCUUCAAUUGCAUCUUUCAGUCAUCAAAGAACACCAGUAGCCCAGGAGCAAUCCAGAUUGAAUUGCAUUUCAGGUCUACUAAGGAUUCCUCCAGUUUCACAGUUGUUCUGAACAAUCUUCGUGUGUUCCUGAUAUUUGACUGGUUGUUAUUGGUUCAUGACUUUUUAUACACUCCUGGAGACACCAAAAAGCGAGAAAAUCCCCAUUUGUCCCGGCAGCGAACCUGCAUCAGUGACACAGCUGUUGUUCCCAAAACUGUGAAAAGUGGAGUGGUUACCAAACGUUCCUCACUCCCUGUGACAGCAGAAAAGCAGCUGGAAGUCAGGGUUAAUGUGACAGGAACUGAAUUUGUGGUUGUUGAAGACAUGUCCUGCUCCGAUACCAACGCAAUUAUUCUGAAGGGAACCACUGUUCUCACUUACAAGCCCAAGUUGUUAGAUCGUCCUUUCUCUGGCAGUUUGUUUGGCAUUGAGGUGUUUUCAUGCCGGUUAGGGAAUGAGCAAGAGACUGCACUGUCAAUCAUUGAUCCAGUACAGAUUCAUAUGGAACUUAUUGGGAAUUCUUCCUACCCAAGUGGUUCAGGACUGCUGGAUGCUUUCAAUAGUGAAGAUUUUCCUCCUAUUCUAGAGAUUCACUUGCAAGCACUGGAUAUCAGACUGUCCUACAAUGAUGUUCAACUCUUCCUGGCAAUUGCAAAGUCAAUUCCCCAGCAGACGAGCGCAGCUCUGCCUGACCCGGCUGCCCCAAGUGCUGGGAGCGCUGCUGAUCCCUCCAGUUCAGCACUGGGGAGUGAGACCUUGGCACAUGAGACCAGAGAUGGAUCCAAACGUGUGCUGGAUCCUGUUCUUGAGGUCCAGCUGGCUCGCCUCCAGGAGCUGGGAUUCUCUAUGGAAGAUUGUCGUAAAGCUCUUUUGGUCUGCCAAGGUGAUUUGAAAAAAGCAGCAAGUUGGUUGUUUAAGAAUGCUGAUCCUCUGAAAUCAGUUUCCCAGACCUCUUCUGGUCGAGAUAGCCAGGGGAUUGUGCCCUUCCAGUUCGUCUCUGGAGUGAAAAUAAAGGCAGAAAGUGUCUGCAUCUGCUUUAUAGAUGACUGCAUGGACUGUGACGUUCCUCUGGCUGAAUUAACCUUUUCACGUUUAAAUUUUCUCCAACAUUUGAGAACCAGCCCUGAGGGCUACGCUCAUUUUACCCUCUCUGGAGAUUACUACAACCGUGAGCUUUCAGGCUGGGAGCCAUUUAUUGAGCCGUGGCCGUGUUCAGUGUCUUGGCAACAACAAGCUUCGAGCCGCCUGCACCCUUCCCGCCUGAAGCUGGAAGUGAAGGCCAAACCACGGCUGGAUAUAAACAUCACCUCUGUUCUCAUAGAGCAAUACACAUGUACCAAGCAGUCCUGGAUGGAAGAUUAUUGUAAACAGGAGGAAGAAGUGAAUGUAAUCAGCUCAGAAGACUGGAUGGGUUCUUCGGUGGAUCCCCCAUGUUUUGGGCAGACUGAGAUGAAGACCCCAAAGCGCAGGCAGCCGUUCGUCCCCUUUGCUCUGAGGAAUCACACUGGCUGCACUCUCUGGUUUGCCACCCUGACUACGACCCCAACCCGGGCUGCGCUGUCUCACAGUGGGAGUCCAGGUGUUGUUCCUGAGGAAAACGGGACGUUGCUGGGUGAUGCCCAUAAUGUCAGUGAAUGGCAAGAGGUUAUCACUGGGGAAGAGGUUCCGUUUGAGUUUGAAACCAGAGGGAAACUCAGACACAGGCACACACAUGAUCUAAGGAUUCAUCAGUUGCAAGUGAGAGUAAAUGGCUGGGAAGAAGUGAGUCCAGUGUCUGUGGACAAAGUUGGAACAUUUUUCCGAUAUGCUGCGCCAGAUAAGAAUUCCUCCUGUUCUACUCUUGGAAGCCCAAUAAAUAGAACAAAUAUAAUACAUCCACAAGUCUACUUUUCUUCAUUGCCUCCAGUUCGUGUGGUGUUUGAAGUCACCAUGGAGGGGAGCGCCCGGAAGGUGAUAACAGUGCGCUCAGCCUUGAUGGUGAAGAACAAGCUGGAAAUUCCAAUGGAACUGCGACUGGACAGUCCUUCUGCCCCUGACAAGCCUGUAGUCCUUCCAGCAGUUAUGCCAGGAGAUUCCUUUGCUAUUCCAUUACAUCUCACAUCCUGGCGUUUGCAAGCCAGGCCCAAAGGAAUGGGAGUCUUCUUCUGUAAGGUUCCAAUUCACUGGACUAAUGUCCAGAAGGCAGCAGAGGUGUGCAGCAGCAAGAGGGAGUGUCACUCCAUGGAGUCCGAAAACAGCCGGUUUUUCAGGUUUUGUGUUGCCAUAAAGAAGGAAAAUUACCCGGAUUACAUGCCUUCCAGCAUAUUCUCUGACAGUGCUAAGCAGAUUUUCAGGCAGCCUGGGCAUACCAUUUAUCUCCUGCCAACGGUGGUAAUCUGCAAUCUGCUGCCUUGUGAGCUGGAGUUCUACGUGAAGGGUUUGCCCAUCAGUGGGACACUGAAACCUGGCAAAGAGGCCGCCUUGCACACGGCUGACACUGCCCAGAACAUUGAGCUCGGGGUGUUGCUAGAAAACUUCCCAAUCUGCAAGGAGCUGUUGAUUCCUCCAGGGACACAAAACUACAUGGUGCGGAUGCGAUUGUACGACAUCAAUAAACGGCUGCUCAACCUGACCAUCCGGAUCGUGUGUCGUGCUGAAGGCUCUCUGAAAAUACUCAUUUCAGCUCCAUAUUGGUUAAUCAACAAAACAGGAUUGCCCCUAAUCUUCAGACAAGAUAAUGCAAAAACAGAUGCAGCUGGUCAGUUUGAAGAGCAUGAGCUUGCUAGAAGCCUCAGUCCACUUCUGUUCUGUUAUGCUGAUAAAGAACAGCCAAACUUUUGCACGAUGCGGGUUGGAAGAGGAAUCCAUCCUGAGGGAAUGCCUGGCUGGUGCCAGGGUUUCUCCCUGGAUGGUGGUAGUGGUGUCAGAGCCCUGAAGGUGAUCCAGCACGGAAACCGGCCAGGCCUCAUCUAUAACAUUGGUAUUGAUGUUAAAAAAGGCAGAGGCCGUUACAUUGACACCUGCAUGGUCACCUUUGCUCCCCGGUACCUGUUAGACAAUAAAUCAAGCUACAAACUGGCCUUUGUUCAGAGGGAAUUUGCCAGAGGUCAGGGAACAAACAAUCCUGAUGGCUACAUCUCCACCCUCCCUGGUUCCAGUGUCGUGUUCCACUGGCCACGGAAUGAUUAUGAUCAGCUGUUGUGUGUGAGGCUGAUGGAUGUCCCAAACUGCAUUUGGUCUGGGGGCUUUGAGGUCAACAAGAACAAUUCGUUCCACAUUAAUAUGAGGGACACCCUGGGAAAAUGUUAUUUCUUAAGAGUAGAAAUUACCCUCCAAGGAGCCACGUACCGCAUUGCGUUCAGCGACACCGACCAGUUACCACCACCUUUCCGCAUUGACAACUUUUCCAAGGUGCCAGUUGUGUUUAAGCAGCACGGGGUGGUGGAGCCCAGGCUGUCCACUGAUGUGAAGCCCAUGACCUCUCUGGAUUAUGCAUGGGAUGAGCCCGUCCUGCCUCCCUUCAUCACGCUGACAGUGAAAGGAGCAGGCUCCUCAGAAGUUGUCUGCUGCAUGAAUGAUUUCCAAGAUAGCAAACAGCUUUACUAUGAAAAUUUCAUCUAUAUUGCUGCUACAUAUACUUUCUCAGGGUCACAGGAGCCAGGUGUAAGACCAGUUACAUCAAACAAGGAUGCUGCAAAUGCAGAGCUUGUCCUUGAUGUGUCUCCAAAGACUCAGCGAGUUUUGCUGAAAAAGAAGGAGCCAGGAAAGCGAUCCCAGCUCUGGAGGAUGACAGACUCAGGAAUGCUUUGCCAUGAAGGUUCUUCAGUUCCUCACAACCCUCACAAACCUUCUCCUCGCUCCGAGGACUCCAGUAUGAUUUUAGAUAUCGCAGGCCUGGCAGCUGUCACAGAUAACAGGUACGAGCCGCUGAUGCUGAGAAAGCCGGAUCGGCGGCGCAGCACCACCCAGACCUGGAGCUUUCGGGAUGGGAAGCUGACCUGUGGUAUCCAUGGACUUGUUGUCCAAGCAAAGGGAGGACUGCAGGGUCUUCAUGAUGGAGCUGAAGUUGUUCUAGGUCCUGAUAACUCACUUGAACUUUUAGGGCCAGUUCCACCUGAGCAGCAGUUCACAAACCAAAAGAUGAGGCCUGGCUCAGGAGUACUGACUGUGAGAGUCGUGCCAGAUGGGCCAACUAGGGUUCUGCAGAUAACUGAUUUUAACCAGCGUAGAAAUGAUCGUUCAUUCAGUGAAGGAGAAGAACUUCCAGUUACAGAACAAGAUCUGCGCAAGUUCAAAAAUCCAGAUACAGAACGGGAAUUAGAAGUGCUGGUGAAACUGGAAGGUGGAAUAGGAUUGUCUUUGGUCAACAAAGUCCCUGAAGAGCUCGUGUUUGCAAGCCUCACCAGAAUUCAUGUCCACUACACUCAGCUCUCGACCAGUCAGGUGCUAGAGCUCAGUGUGCAUGAUAUACAGGUGGACAACCAACUUAUUGGCACCACACGGCCUUUUAUGCUCUUUCUGACACCCAGGAUGAGUGAGAACGAGCCCUUGGACCUUGGGCCUGCUGUGCAAGUCAAUGCCAUGAAAUUUCCCAGUAAAAAUGCACUGACUGAUAUAUACAAGCAUCUGAUGAUCACUGCCCGAAAGUUCACAGUUCAAAUUGAGGAGAAACUACUUCUGAAGCUGUUGAGUUUCUUUGGCUACAACCAGUCGGAAUCAGAAGUCGAAAAGUAUGAUGAAAAUCUCCAUGAGAAGGUUGUUGAACAAGCCGGGGCACAAAAACGGUACUACUUUGAAAAUCUGAAAAUCAGUAUGCCUCAAAUCAAGUUGAGUGUCUUCACUUCCAACAAGCUCCCUUUGGAUCUCAAGGCCUUGAAAAGCACACUGGGGUUCCCUCUGAUCCGAUUUGAAGAUGCUGUGAUUAAUCUGGAUCCUUUCACUCGGGUCCAUCCAUAUGAAACUCAGGAGUUCAUCAUUAAUGACAUUCUGAAACACUUCCAGGAGGAGCUGCUGAGUCAGGCAGCAAGGAUUCUUGGUUCUGUGGAUUUCCUAGGCAACCCUAUGGGUCUACUGAAUGAUGUUUCAGAAGGUGUUACUGGACUUAUAAAGUAUGGCAAUGUGGGUGGUCUCAUCAGAAAUGUCACUCAUGGAGUAUCAAACUCUGCUGCAAAGUUUGCUGGGACUUUGUCGGAUGGUUUGGGAAAGACCAUGGAUAACAGACACCAGACAGAGCGGGAAUACAUCCGCUAUCAUGCUGCAACCAGUGGAGAGCACCUUGUAGCUGGAAUCCAUGGACUUGCACAUGGUAUCAUUGGAGGAUUGACAAGUGUCAUAACAUCGACAGUGGAAGGUGUGAAAACGGAAGGAGGGGUCAGUGGUUUCAUAUCUGGCCUGGGGAAGGGGCUGGUGGGCACCGUCACCAAACCCGUGGCGGGAGCUCUGGAUUUCGCGUCGGAAACCGCGCAGGCAGUGAGGGACACCGCGACCCUGAGCGGCCCCAGGACCCAGGCGGAGCGAGUGCGGAAGCCCCGGUGCUGCAGGGGCCCCCAGGGACUCCUGCCCCGCUACCUGGAGAGCCAAGCAGAGGGACAGGAGCAGCUCUUCAAACUGACAGACAACAUCCAGGACGAGUUUUUCAUCGCCGUGGAGAACAUCGACAGCUACUGCGUGCUCAUCUCCUCCAAGGCCGUGUAUUUCCUGAAGAGCAGCGACUACGUGGACAGGGAUUCCAUAUUCCUGGAGGUCAGGUAUGAUGACCUGUACCACUGCCUGGUGUCCAAGGACCACGGGAAUGUCUACAUCCAGCUCACCAAGAAGGCUGUGAACACCAGCAGCGGCGUGGCCAUGCCAGGCCCCUCCCAGCAGCGGCCCAUGGUGAAAGUGAAAUCAGAAGCUCUGGCUGUAAAGCUGUCCCAAGAAAUCAACUAUGCAAAGAGCCUUUAUUAUGAGCAGCAGCUGAUGCUGAGACUUAGUGAAAAUCAAGAGCAACUCGAGCUGGACUCUUGAAAAUCCACUUCCUCACUGCCAGAAAGAGCUGCAAGUACCAGGCUGAAGCCAGAAUUGUGUGACUAGAGAAGGAAAAAAAUAUAAUUUUAGUAUUUAGAGAAAACAAAAGAGGUGGCUUUUCUUUUUUAAGCACUAGUUGUAUAACAGAGGUGUAGCUGAUGCAGCUUUGGGUCUGGGAGAAGCCCUGUAUUUUGCUAACAUGUAUAUAUGUACAAGUGUCCAUGUAAAUACAAAGGGCAGCGGGUGUUGGUAUAAAUAUGAGUCUGUUUACUGUGUAAAGAAAUUAAAGGAGCUCUACUGAGUCACACUGCACUACCUGACACAAGCCCUUCUCUCUCUCUGUCUUUUUUUUUUGUCCUUGAGAAAACUGAUUUUCACAGUGCAGGAAUGUAGAUAAACCUUUAAAAAAUAAAAUUAAGAAUUAAUUUCA